CACCUCUUCCUCGGUGCGGCGCUCCUCCAGCAGCCAGGCAGCAUGGCGGCCGUGGAGACGCGAGUGUGUGAGACGGACGGCUGCAGCAGCGAGGCCAAGCUCCAGUGUCCCACCUGCAUCAAGCUGGGCAUCCAGGGCUCGUACUUCUGCUCGCAGGAAUGUUUUAAAGGAAGUUGGGCUACUCACAAGUUACUACAUAAGAAAGCAAAAGACGAACGGGCCAAGCGGGAAGUGUCUUCCUGGACGGUAGAAGGUGAUAUUAACACUGACCCAUGGGCAGGUUAUCGAUAUACUGGUAAACUCAGACCACAUUAUCCACUGAUGCCAACAAGGCCAGUGCCAAGUUAUAUUCAAAGACCAGAUUAUGCUGAUCACCCUUUAGGAAUGUCUGAAUCUGAACAGGCUCUUAAAGGCACUUCUCAAAUUAAAUUGCUGUCGUCUGAAGAUAUAGAAGGGAUGCGAGUCGUGUGUAGGCUUGCUAGGGAAGUGUUGGACAUCGCUGCUGGGAUGAUUAAACCGGGUGUGACUACUGAGGAAAUAGAUCAUGCUGUACACUUAGCAUGCAUUGCAAGAAAUUGCUAUCCUUCUCCCCUGAAUUAUUAUAAUUUCCCAAAGUCUUGUUGUACUUCAGUGAAUGAAGUGAUCUGCCAUGGGAUUCCAGACAGACGGCCCUUGCAAGAAGGUGAUAUUGUUAACGUGGACAUCACUCUUUAUCGCAGUGGUUAUCACGGGGACCUGAAUGAGACAUUUUUUGUUGGAGAUGUGGAUGAGGGAGCACGGAAACUGGUUCAGACCACGUAUGAGUGCCUGAUGCAAGCCAUCGAUGCAGUGAAACCUGGCGUUCGAUACAGAGAAUUGGGAAACAUUAUUCAGAAGCAUGCCCAAGCAAAUGGGUUUUCAGUUGUUCGAAGCUAUUGUGGACAUGGAAUCCACAAGCUUUUUCAUACAGCCCCCAAUGUUCCCCACUAUGCCAAAAAUAAAGCAGUUGGAGUGAUGAAGGCGGGCCACGUAUUUACAAUUGAGCCAAUGAUUUGUGAAGGUGGAUGGCAGGAUGAGACCUGGCCGGAUGGCUGGACCGCGGUGACACGAGACGGAAAGCGAUCUGCUCAGUUUGAGCACACGCUGCUGGUCACAGACACUGGCUGUGAGGUCCUGACCCGGCGACUCGAGAGCACGCGGCCUCACUUCAUGUCCCAGUUUUAACGUCUCCGAGAGGGUGUGUCUCAGUAAUGCCUUCUGGCUGUGCUGUCAUUUCACGGAGAGUACAGAGUGGAAGAGGACGUUUUUUAUUACUUGUUUUGACUGUAGAUAAGGAAGGACUACAGCAUUUGAUGUGUGUCCUCCAGAACUUAUCUUGGGUCUGAAAAAGCUGAGAAGAAUAAAGUAAACAUUUCUUAACUCCUUUCAGUGCCUCCCUCUCCCCCCCGAAUCUCUGUGCCCCUGUUUUCUCAGUUACCCUUUGAGCACUUUUACGUAAACCUGCUUCUGGUUGUUUCUAUCACUGCCAUGACUGGGCUGUCAAGAGCCGGCUGAUUGUUGAAGAUGAGAAGCCUUGAAACUUUAGCAACAUACGUUGCUCCCGAUUUUUUUAUUAUAUAUGUAUGGAAAUAUAUAUAUACACAUUUUAAAUUCCAUAUAUGUAAUUAGCAAACACUAUGUGAGUUGGGGUUUGUGUGGCUUCUGCUCUGACAGGGUUCUCCACUGUCGUGAGUGGACCCAGAGUCUGCAGGGAUUUAACUCCCAGUGGGGAAUUGGCUCCCUCCUGCCUCACGCUCAUAAACACCUUUCUACUUGUGUGUAGGGAAGCCCUGGGUCAGUGAGACUCUUUCCAGUGUGGACUCUUGUCAGUGAGUGCACGUGGCAAAAUUCACUGUGGAAAAAGGUGGUCAGGUUUUAAAAAAUCUAGUUUGUGGCAAAAAUAGCCGUAUGCUAAUGCUCCAGGUGGUUGCUGGCUGUUGCAGAGCAUGAGAAUUUCGUAAUAUGUUGGUAUUUCAGACCUUUAUUUGGUCAAAAUGGGAGGGAAAAGCUGCCCUUCUUCCCCGCUCUGUUUUAUUUCCAGGGCAUACCUUGGAGAUAUUCAGAGAAGGGUGGAGGUUGCACCGUGGAGGCUGAAGGGGAAACACAGUUCUGAGAUCUCGCACAGUGAGCAGAGGCGGUCAGGUGGGCUGUGAGACUGGACUCUGAGUAAACCUGGUAGUGAUGAGAAGGACUUUCAUUGAAGACUGGACUGUCCCUUGCAGUAGAGAUGCAGUGUCCUUGGUGUCCUGAAAACACACUUCACCUUUACAUAGUUUGGGAACCUCAUUUGUAAUGACCUCAGCUGCCCGAUAUCUAUCUAUGUUCCUUUCAGUAGUUUAGUCCAAAUGGGAGUGUAUCCAGUGAAGACAUAUCAGAUCAAAGUCAUUGUCAUUAGAGUGUACUUGAUAACUGGGUAUCUGAUACCUUUCUUAUAAGAUAAUUUGAUACCACUGACAUGUUAUACUUGUAUGAGAACAUCUUUCCCAGAGUGCCUCAGACCUUUAUUGCUUUAAAAGAAUUAUGAUAAUGUUUUCAUUACUUUUAUUAUUUUAAUGAUUUAGUAAAGUGACUGAAUCUGGUAUAGACUUUUGGGGGUAUGUGUGUGAAAUUUUUUAUCAAACUGUAAUAUUUGUGAAUGCAAUGCCUUGCAACAUGAAUGUUAAUAUAAUAAGUGAAGGGAGAUUAAAAAGUUUGAAUGAU
Messenger RNA from Diceros bicornis minor, 2718 nucleotides. It is a transcript of the gene METAP1, whose product is annotated as methionyl aminopeptidase 1. Gene Ontology annotation, biological process: proteolysis. The coding region runs from base 43 to 1203 and encodes 386 amino acids. Gene Ontology annotation, molecular function: metalloaminopeptidase activity. The transcript has 11 exons. Lineage: Eukaryota; Metazoa; Chordata; Mammalia; Perissodactyla; Rhinocerotidae. The record is from RefSeq and is a predicted model, not a curated record.